AUGCUAGUGCUCGUAGAACUGCAAAAAAUGGGGUCCCGGCGCUUAGAGAGGUGGCACGCUCAUCAACGGGUGGACAAGAAUCAUGCCAUCAUCUUCCCCACUAUAGAUAUGGUCCACCGCCUUAGCAAGCACAAGUGCAGUGAUGACAUUCAUAAGAUUUAUCAACAAGAGGAGGUUUUCAUGUACCAUUUUUUACCGCUUGGAGAGCCAACCUCAAAUAUCAUCCAUUAUCAAAAGACUGAUAAGGGUGAGCAGCUUCUGGCACGUGACGCAGCCAUAGAGUUACAUCUGUAUCCGUUCCAUACCUUGCUGUCUCUUCGAUCACAUGUGGAACCACACUAUGUGGUCAUCAACGCCACUCAGAAGCCACUAUCCAUCGGUCAAGGCCAAUCCCAAAUGCAGUUGCUUCGCUCGAUUGCAGCUGUCUACAAUAUGGACUUAAGUGCUGCUCAGAAGUUUUUCAUAGAUAUCGACUUGCUAUACAAGGCCUGGAAAGAACCUGCACUAAAUGAUUUUGCAAUUCCCAAGGUGAAGAAAGAAGCUCAGGUAAAUGGAAACAAGGGAAUGGAGGACGCGGUGAUGAGCAUGGGUAUGCUCUAG
Molecule: messenger RNA, 600 nt
Organism: Heterobasidion irregulare TC 32-1
Lineage: Eukaryota; Fungi; Basidiomycota; Agaricomycetes; Russulales; Bondarzewiaceae
Exons: 2
Coding region: 1-600 (199 amino acids)
Source: RefSeq, a predicted model, not a curated record